Messenger RNA from Zingiber officinale, 887 nucleotides. Its product is annotated as reticulon-like protein B23. The record is from RefSeq and is a predicted model, not a curated record. The coding region runs from base 81 to 650 and encodes 189 amino acids. Lineage: Eukaryota; Viridiplantae; Streptophyta; Magnoliopsida; Zingiberales; Zingiberaceae. The transcript has 4 exons.
CGUUCAGCCCGACGCCGCUCGGUCGCGUGAUAAGAAGUUGGAAUUCGACGAAGGGGGGUUAGGGUUCGGUGGGAGCUUCGAUGGCGGAGGGAGAGAGGAGGGCGACGGUGGGUGCGGUGGAGGCUUCGGCUUCGACGUCGACGGUGGAAGGAAGGAUGGAGAUAGGGCGGACGGCGGUGAUGCUUGUGUGCGGCAGCCUGGUCUACUACCACUGCGCCUACCGGGGGUCGAGUCUUCUCUCCCUCGUCUCUGACGUUCUCCUCGUCCUCCUCUGCUCGCUCGCCAUCCUCGGAAUGCUCUUCCGCCAGAUGAACAUCACAGUUCCUGUGGAUCCACUUGAGUGGCAAAUAUCUCAGGACACGGCAAAUGCCAUUGUUGCUUGUUUGGCUAAUACCGUUGGGGCUGCAGAAUCGGUGUUGAGAGUUGCUGCAACAGGGCACGAUAAGAGACUGUUCUUUAAGGUAGCUCUUACGCUGUACCUGUUGUCUGCUUUGGGACGGGUUGCCUCAGGUGCCACAAUUGCUUAUGUUGGAUUGUGCCUCUCAUGCCUGUACUUCUUUGCCCAAAGUUCUGGUCUUAUGUCUAGCUACCCCACCCAAUUUCUGAAGAGAAGAGAGACCACUGGAUCUGGAGUUCAGGAUGCUAUGUAACCUAUAGAUUGUAUUUAUUUUUUUCUUCCUGUCUUUCAUUUUUGGGAUUGCGGUUAUUCCUUGUGUGUUCAUCAUUCGACACAUUACAAGGGGACGUUGUCAUAACCUCCUCUUCCUAGAUUGUUCAAAGCAAUAAAUCAAGUGUGGAAACAUAUAACCGACCUCGGCCGUGUGUGUAUAUACUGAUAAAUGUUUAAAGUGAUGUUCAACUGAGAGCUGUUUUUCACUGGUUAGAUA